AUGGAUUUCACAGGCUCUCCCGAGCCUCCUGCCAAGAGGAGACGCUUCUUCUCCGACGAUGAUGCCUUGAGCCACAACUCGAGCCCGGCGCUGCCCACCCCGCCGACACACCAGAAGCAGCGGUUCUUUCAAGAUGUCGACGACGACGACAGGGCGCAGAUCAAGAGCGAGGAUGCAGAAGCGCCUUCCUCGCCAUUAAAGUCACGCGGACCGCUGGUCGAGCAGCCAAUCGAAGAUGCCUCCAACCGCGCUGCCCCUCCUCCGUCCGAUCUCCAGCGCGAAGAGUCCGCCAUGACUUUCGACCAGGAGAUGUUUGAGAGCUUCGUGGGCGACAAGGUUGCUGCGGAUGUGUUGGAUGUUGUACGAGAGAACUGUGGGAACAACUUAGAGCGCGCAGUCAAUAUGUACUUCGACGGCACAUGGAAGAACUUCAAGAAGAAGGCUCCCUCGGUCAAUGCUUUCGCCAGACCGUCCGCCGCCGCCGCCAUAUCGACCGCACAAGACGUCCCGAUGGAAGAUUCCCCGAAACCGAUCAUUCGUCGAAGCAUGCCCGAGUCUCGAUACAUUGGAUCUCUUGGUGUGGAGGGCUGGGCUACGCGCAGCGGUGCCAACCUCCUCAAGCAUGGCGAUGUUGUCAAGAUUGACAGGCAAAAGAUCCAGCCUCCCAAGGCCACACGAGUUACAAAGUUCGGCGUCACGACUGUCGCCCCUCGUGGCGGAUCUGCUGCCGCGAGACGCGUAGAUGUCUUGGUGCGGUUUACGACGAGCAGCGGCAUGGAGAUUGGGAGACUGGCGAAGGAGACGGCGGAGUGGGUAUCGACAUUAAUGGACCAAAAGAUUUGCCGCUUCGAGGGCACAUGUGUCUACGCCCCUGAAAGGCUACGGACGAACGACACGGUCUUUAUCCAACUCAAGUGCCACCUGCUGGCUUCGGCAUUCCACAGUCCCGGGUUCAAGGUCGCAGAGAACAGGGCGGCGGGUUUUUUUGAAGAGAAGGAGUCCACAGAAGAGAAGGAACUUCGGUUGCGACAGGUCGCUUUGGUCAAACUCCUGCACGAGAUCAACCUCGAACCCACGAGAGUGAACUCGGCGGCAUCGAAGAACGCGAAGCAUCAGAGACAAGGAUUACUGCAGGCGGCGGAGAUGGACGAGAAGAAGGAGAAGGAAGCCACAAAGGUCACAGCCAAGGAACCGGGGUCUUCCCCUGGCUCUGAUGAGCAAGAAGACGGCGAGGAGCUGGAGCAGGACCAGCUAGACGCGCUGUACCGGAAGGCUCAGUCGUUUGACUUCAAUACACCAGAGGCGGAGCCGGCGGAUACGUUCGCGAUGGACCUGCGGCCAUACCAAAAACAGGCAUUAUACUGGAUGAUGACCAAAGAGAAGGAUCUAAAAAGCAACCGUGAGCCCAGUAUGCAUCCUCUAUGGGAAGAGUAUGCCUGGCCACUCAAGGACACCGACGACAAGGAUUUGCCUCAGGUACAGGACCAGCAGCACUUUUACGUUAACCCGUACUCAGGCGACAUGUCACUGGACUUCCCCGUCCAAGAACAGAACUGCCUAGGCGGUAUACUUGCCGAUGAGAUGGGUCUCGGCAAGACCAUUCAAAUGCUCAGUCUCGUCCACUCGCACCGGUCCGAUAUUGCUCAACGAGCCAAGGCGGAGGGCGGUGCCCCUGCGUCUGUCAACGAGCUGCCCAGACUUGCUUCAAACUCAUCCAACGUGCUCUCAGCGCCAUGUACGACGCUCGUUGUGGCGCCCAUGUCACUCCUGGCGCAAUGGCAGAGUGAGGCUGAGAAAGCUUCCAAGGAGGGCACUCUCAAGGCCAUAGUUUACUACGGCAACGAGAAGGCCAGCAACCUCCAGGCGAUGUGCUGCGAGGCUAGUGCUGCGUCUGCCCCUGACGUGGUCAUCACCAGCUACGGAGUUGUCCUCUCCGAGUUCAAUCAGGUGGCCGCCAAAAAGGGGAACAAGUCCGACCACACCGGUCUGUUCUCUCUCAACUUCUUCCGCGUUAUUCUUGACGAGGCCCAUCACAUCAAGAACCGACAGUCGAAGACAGCGAAAGCUUGCUACGAGAUAUCCGCCGAGCAUCGCUGGGUUCUGACUGGAACGCCAAUCGUUAACAAGCUGGAGGACCUCUUCAGUCUGGUUCGCUUCCUCCGGGUUGAGCCAUGGAACAACUUUUCCUUCUGGAAGACUUUUAUCACUGUUCCUUUCGAGUCGAAGGAUUUCAUGCGCGCACUAGAUGUUGUCCAGACGGUGCUUGAGCCGUUGGUCCUCAGACGAACCAAAGACAUGAAAAUUCCAGACGGCGAGCCACUCGUUCCUCUUCCACCGAAGCAUGUCGAGAUUGUUGAUGUCGAGCUGGGGGAGACAGAACGAGAAAUUUAUGACUACAUCUUUACACGAGCAAAGCAGUCUUUCAGGGAGAACGUGGAGGCUGGUACCGUCAUGAAGGCCUUUACCAGUAUUUUUGCCAACAUUUUGCGGCUUCGUCAGUCAUGUUGUCAUCCCGUCUUGGUGAGAAAUAAGGAGCUUGUUGCAGACGAGUCGGAGGCUGGUGCGGCUGCGGACCUAGCCGCUGGUCUUGCGGACGACAUGGACCUUGGCUCGCUCAUUGAGCAAUUCUCAGCCACUGUAUCCGAGUCCGAGUCGAAUCCCAACGCAUUUGGCGCACACAUACUGGGUCAGAUUCGCGACGAAGCGGAGAACGAAUGUCCCAUUUGCGCGGAGGAACCCAUGGUCGAGCAGACUGUCACUGGAUGCUGGCACUCAGCCUGCAAAAAGUGUCUCUUGGAUUACAUGAAACACCAGACCGAUAGGCAUAAGGUUCCUACCUGUCCCAAUUGCCGAGCGGAGAUCAACUACCGCGACCUUUUCGAGGUUGUCAGACACGAUGACGACCCGGACAUGUUCCAAAAGUCGAAAAUCAGUCUGCAGCGCCUGGGCGUAAACAACUCAUCGUCCAAGGUGGUCGCCCUGAUCAAAUCUCUGCGCGAACUGCGGAAGGAGCAGCCGCGUGUCAAGUCGGUCGUCUUUAGCCAGUUCACGUCGUUCCUGACGCUAAUCGAGCCGGCGCUGGAGCGGGCCAACAUCAAGUUCCUGCGCCUCGACGGUACCAUGGCUCAGAAAGCCCGCGCUGCGGUAUUGAACGACUUUCAGGACUCAAAGACUUUUACAGUGUUGCUCAUCAGUCUCCGUGCGGGUGGCGUGGGACUCAACUUGACGUCGGCGAAGAGAGUAUACAUGAUGGAUCCAUGGUGGAGUUUUGCGGUGGAGGCGCAGGCCAUCGAUCGUGUGCAUCGCAUGGGACAAGAGGACGAGGUGAAGGUUUAUCGGUUUAUAUGCCAUGGAACUGUGGAGGAGAGGAUGCUCCGUAUCCAGGAGCGGAAGAAGUUCAUUGCGACUUCGCUUGGCAUGAUGAGUGAUGAGGAGAAGAAGCUUGCUCGUAUUGAGGACAUUAAGGAGCUUCUUAGCUAA
Colletotrichum gloeosporioides is the source of this 3480-nucleotide messenger RNA. Its product is annotated as DNA repair protein RAD5. Gene Ontology annotation, molecular function: nucleic acid binding; ATP binding; ATP-dependent chromatin remodeler activity. NCBI's taxonomy places the organism in Eukaryota, Fungi, Ascomycota, Sordariomycetes, Glomerellales, Glomerellaceae. The coding region runs from base 1 to 3480 and encodes 1159 amino acids. The transcript has 2 exons. The record is from RefSeq and is a predicted model, not a curated record.